Malassezia japonica is the source of this 426-nucleotide messenger RNA. RefSeq lists its product as uncharacterized. NCBI's taxonomy places the organism in Eukaryota, Fungi, Basidiomycota, Malasseziomycetes, Malasseziales, Malasseziaceae. Gene Ontology annotation, cellular component: cytoplasm. Gene Ontology annotation, molecular function: protein-disulfide reductase activity. Bases 1 to 426 code for a protein of 141 amino acids. The record is from RefSeq and is a predicted model, not a curated record. The transcript is spliced from 2 exons.
AUGUUUGUCCGCCACGCAGUCCGUUUCGCGCGCGCGGCGCCCGUGCAGGGUGCGCGUAUGCGCUUCUCGACCUCGGCUACGGCACGCUACAUCGAAGAGGACGUCACGUCGGAGCGCCUUGCGCAGCUCCUCGAGUCGAGCAAGGAGAGUGGCAAGCCGGUGCUCGUCGACUUUUUUGCGGACUGGUGCCAGCCGUGCAAGAUGCUGAGCCCGAUCCUGCACCGUCUCGUGAACGACCCGAAGCUCGUGAGCGGCCGCGAAGUCGACUUGGUCACCGUCGACGUCGACAAGAACAUGGAGGCGGCGCAGCUGUUCAAGGUUCGUGCCAUGCCGACAGUGCUCGCGUUCAAGGACGGCAAGCCUGUCACCUCGUUUGUGGGCGUGCUCCCCGAGCCCAAGCUCAAGACCUUUAUCGAGUCGCUCUAG